This is a messenger RNA of Monopterus albus (swamp eel), 4940 nucleotides long. RefSeq names its product homer scaffold protein 1b (gene homer1b). Gene Ontology annotation, molecular function: G protein-coupled glutamate receptor binding. Lineage: Eukaryota; Metazoa; Chordata; Actinopteri; Synbranchiformes; Synbranchidae. Gene Ontology annotation, biological process: G protein-coupled glutamate receptor signaling pathway. The record is from RefSeq and is a predicted model, not a curated record. Bases 590 to 1666 code for a protein of 358 amino acids. The transcript has 9 exons.
ACUGAGAGUGUGGAAUAUCUGUGAAAUAGCCAUAGUCUGGGCGAGAGAGUGGGGGUGUAACCGUGAGCCUAUGCUAAUGAGAGAGAGAGAGAGAGAGAGAGAGAGAGAGAGAGAGAAAGAGAUACGCGCGGGUGGAUAGUGUGAUGCUGUGCGUUGUCUACUGUCUAAACGAGGGUGGUCUUUCUUGGUUCAGGCAGCAGGGUUUCUCCACCCUUCCAACGAGGAUCUGUCAUUUAUACCACAACAGCAGGACGCCUGUCGAAUUUCCAUUGGACUCUGCGCUGGAUCUCUCACAGCGCCGAUACUUCUGCUGCUGCUUCAUCGCCAAACGCUCAACGCCAGUGGUGGAGAAGAAAAUCUGAUUUCCGUGCCAUGUGUAGAACGACAUGUAUGUGUGAAUUCAUGCGGUGACAGCGGAGGGGAAUGGAGCAGUUGUCAUCAAAUUCCUGCAGAUGCAACGACAGUGAUACAAGGGAGGCUAUCGUGUAAAGAGAAGACCUUCAUACGCAGCAGCCAAUCCGAGAGAUCCGUUUUUAUUGCCAGUGAAAGGAUCAGUAGUCAGGUGUCGCCUUUCAUUUCAGCUACAACAAUGGGGGAGCAGCCCAUCUACAGCACACGGGCCCACGUCUUCCAGAUCGACCCCAACACCAAGAAAAACUGGCUGCCCACUAGCAAGCAUGCCGUAACUGUCUCCUACUUCUAUGACAGCACGCGCAAUGUCUACCGCAUCAUCAGCCUGGAUGGCACCAAGGCAAUAAUCAACAGCACCAUCAGUCCCAACAUGGCGUUCACAAAGACCUCACAGAAGUUCGGCCAGUGGGCGGACAGUCGAGCCAACACUGUCUACGGUCUGGGCUUCUCCACUGAGCAUCAUCUAUCCAAGUUUGCAGAGAAGUUUGCAGAGUAUAAAGAAGCAGCACGCCUUGCAAAAGAGAAGAGUCAAGAAAAGAUGGAGAUGGCCACAUCUCCUUCUCAGGAGUCUCCAGCAGGCGAGCUCUCGUCACCCCUCACCCCAGUCACUCCGCCUAUGGAAAACAUCAAUGGCACAGAUGAAAUUUGUGACACGCCUCCCAACUCAGAUGCCCGUCCAGAGCCGUCGCAGAACGCACUGGCCUUUGCACACAGCCCUGCCAUGACAAAACACUGGGAGGCUGAGCUGGAGGCGCUAAAGGGGAACAAUGCCAAGCUCACGGCAGCUCUGCUGGAGUCCACAGCCAACGUUAAACAGUGGAAACAACAACUGGCUGCCUACCAGGAGGAGGCUGAGAGACUACACAAACGGGUGACGGAGCUUGAGUGCCAGAGCAACCAAACUCCAGUGAUCAAAUCCCAGAAAACUGAACUCAACCAAACCAUAGAAGAACUGGAGGCUACACUAAGGGAUAAAGAAGAGGAAAUGGAAAAGUUGAAAGAAGAAUUGGAAACCAUGAAUGACCUGAUGGAGCAGAAAGACACUCUUAGCCAGAAACUUGAGGAGACAGAGCUACGUAGUCGGGUGCUCGAGGAGCAGCUGGCGGGUGCAGAGCAGAGGUUAGAGGAGAACCAGGAGGAGCAAGAAAAUUUCAGGAAGAGCCUGCGAACGCUGCUGGAGCUGCUGGACGGCAAGAUCUUUGAGCUGACAGAGCUCCGAGACACCUUGGCUCGGCUCAUAGAAGAGGCCAGCUAGAGACAGAACUGCUUAAUCUUCACUGACAGAGCCAUAUUGAUAAUUUACACCCUAACAGCCCCAAAUGACCCACAACCAACCCUACUCAGCAUACUCCAUCUUCCUCCUACACUCCACACACAUUCAAACUGAGACACUGCACUGCCCUGAUUUUAAUUUUGCUCCAAGAGGGCAGCUAAUCCCUUGUUUUUACCUUGCAGGCAUUGAGGUCUAAACAGCCACAGGCUUUCCAGUAGUUCAAGACAAUGCAGGGACUACCUCAUUUUGCCUUCUGAUUGGCUGCUGUGGGCGUAGACCUCAGUUGAAUUGAUCUCUCCAGUUGUAGAGAUGCCUGUCUGGCACCCUGUAACUGCCCCCCCAUCCACCCACACAAACAAAAUGGCAAAGUGUUAACUUGAGAACUGUACCUCAGUGCCAUCUGCUGUUUGACUGGGAAAGCUGCACCUUAGUUUGCAGCUUCUCAAAGUCUCACUCACUCACACACACCCUUUCUUCUUCCCUAAACUGGCCCCCAAGGAGAAUGUUGAAAGUCAUGUGGAAAUAAUUGCUGUAAAGACUCAGAGAACUGCGCCAAAGCUGCCAAAUACCCCCAAAAUAUUAUGCUGUAACUAGCAGAUGCUUUGAUCCAAAGUGACUUAAUGUACAGAGAAGUACUGAACAGAGAAUCCCAUGUUUGAGCUGGGGCUGCCAGCAGAGUGUCACUGAAAAGAGAGGCUUAAAGGUGGCCCUCACCAAACCAGUCAGUUUUACCUAUCAGCCCGGAGUGACAUCGAUGUUGCCUGGACACACAAGACUGAUAGAAAUAGAUUUACUCCUUAAGCAAAAAUUAAAGACUGCUCUAUAUCCACAGCCUAUUUAAAAAUCCUACACGGUAGAUGGGUAUGAAUCUUCCAGAGGCAUUGUUUAUGCCACACACAUUUUUGAGGCUGUGUGCCUGUGUUAGAUUUGGCAUGAGAAUUCCUGUAUCCAGACUGCUUCCACCGCCGCAGACGACCGACCUGUCUUCCUGCCAAACUCAGUGCGACAUGUGUUUCCAAACAAGGCUUAACCCUUCGACAGAAUGUGUGCCUUUAAAGCGCACAUAAAGUGGACACAUUUGUAUAUAAUGUGUGUGUUUUGUGCUGUGAGAGAAAGACCCCGUUUUUGAACAUCAAGGCUUACACACACACACUGAGCAAUACCAGACAGGCUCUGUGCAACACCUUUAUCCAACCCCAUCAGGUAUUGUUCUCAGAGGACUCGUGCAGAUGGGUCAAAUGCACCUCAGCUGAUCCGACAGAAAGCGUACUACUGUUGACCGCGAACCUGUGUGGCAGCCCUCUCUGGUCGAAGUAGUGCAUCACGAAGGGCUCACAGAGCGUCACCUCCUUGUUUGAAUACGUCCACCCUUAGUGAAACUGGUCACAGAUUUUCACUCCUCACUCUAGAGUGAAUAAAGAACUGUACUCAGUUUCUAGUAAUUUUUACACAGAAUAUAAUAAUGAUGAUAUAAUUAUAGAACUGUAUAAGACAACUUUCUACACAUGAUGACAUUGUAAAUGAAUGGAUGGAUAACUCAAAUGCAGUAACGCCCUGCAGUGGCUUAUUGUUGUGUAUUAACCCAUGGAAAAGUACUGCAUAGUAAUUAUGACAGAGUGUCUAGUCUGCAGGUAAACAAUGAAAACCUCUUUCAGUAUAUAUUUAAAAUGUGUAACAACACAAUGUAAACACACAGUGUCUCAUGUUCUGUCCCAGAAUAUACGCUUUUAAAGCUCUACCAGAGUAAAAUCCAAAACUGCAUCUUAUCUUCCUUUAAAAUUACCAAAUUUCUAUAAAGCUACUGUAUAUACUCACAUGAAAAGCCACUUGUUUUGCCUCUGAAUUGAACACUGUUCGCACUGUGUUAUUACACUGUUGUAACUCCGCUAUAUGUCAAGAGAUUUUCAAGUCCUAGCACAGCAUAAUUCUGCACUAACAUACUGUAGUUAGUCACACUGGUUAAUACACUGGAAUAAGACACAUAGAAAAGGAAAUGUUACCUUUUUUCCCUUCUGGUUUAACUUUGACAGUCAAAUGACAGUGAUGGAAUACCUUAAUAUUAAUGCUAUUGUUAAUGAAUGCCUUUGUACAGUAGUGGAUAAGAAGCUUUUCAUUCUCCUGUUUUGUAACUUAAGGUAUUUAAAUGUAGGUAUUACUAUUAUUGUAUUUAGAGGUAUGAGAAAACUGGCAAUAUUUUUGACUAUUUAAAGUAAUUUUGAACUAAUGAUAUUAAAGAGGUACCUCAGGCUAAAGAUGUUUGUAGACUGGUGAGACUUGUGUGUCUGAUGGCAAAAGGGUUUCCCAGAUGACCAAGAGACAGGCUGGUUGGAGCUUUGGCCAAAAGAAAUCCUUUGUUUUAUUCAAACAAAGAGAGACCUUCUAGGCUGAGAACACACCUCUGUGAAUGGAGAAAUAAUGUUUUAUACUGAAAUACAGCAACUGCAGAAUUCAACAUGUGCACAUCACUUUUCCUCUGUUUCCUUUUUUAAAUUAAAAGCACAUGAUUGACUAAACUAUUCAACAGCGAAAAAGACAAUCUUAGAAUUUGCUUUGUAGCGUUUUAUUCAAAUGCAGGGGCAAGGUUGUAAAUAAAAUAAGAACAGAAUAAAUGACCAUGACAGGAGUAAAGGCAAAAGGUAUUCUUGUAACAGUGUGUCUAUACACUACUGUGUAAAACAACUGCAAUGUUUAAUACAGCCCAUGGGAUUAGUCAGUCUGAAUUGAUUAUCACCCAUGAAGUAGUUUCAUCCUCCUUCUUGUAUUUUUCUAUACUAUAUUGCACUUCUCAAGUGACUGACUGGGUCAUAUACAGGCAGCCUGUGUGGAGAACAGGUCUAAAUGGGAAAUGUUCAGAAGCAAACACAUUACAAAACAAUUUGGCUGGAAAUGCUUUAAAUAAAAAACAACAACAGAAUAUACACACUGUAAUGAAAUGCAAUACAAAAUUACAGUUAGCUGACAAACAAGCUGUGUUAAUGUUAUUUAUAGAUAAAGGUCAAAGUACACAGGACAGUGUGUUUCUAAGGUCAGUUAGGUGAGAGUUGGUUCAUGGCAAAGGGUUUGAGCACAAUGUUGGUUGUUGUUUGGUGGAGCAACAUAAACCUAAGCACUAAUAUCUUUUGGAAACUUGCCUCCGUUAAGACAUCAAAAAAGGUAUGGACGGGGUUAGGUUCAAGAGUCAGAUCAGGGUCAGAUGUCCGUCUCGUGCCACAUGAUGAGGGUACCAUGUAACAAUAUUGUGCUGACAGUGACAGAA